GCUGAUUUUGCAAACGAUCCGGUCGUUACUUUCUGCAGAAUUCGUGCUUAAAAUAGGUUUCAAAAUAGAAAUAUAUGCUCGUUAUGAUUUGCAACACUUGUCACUGGCUGCAUUUGUAGUUUACAUCUAGUUUUUGGUGGUCAGAGAUGGAGAAAUUUCAGGGUUACGUCUUCACGGCGCUAUGCAGCACCAACUUUCUGGUCUCCUGCUUGCUGUUCUCCAAAAUCACCCGCGAGCAGAGGGAGCCCUACAUGGACGAGGUCUUCCACAUUCCACAAGCUCAAAAGUACUGCCGAGGAAAAUUCAGUGAGUGGGACCCCAUGAUCACCACACUCCCGGGCCUCUACCUGGUGUCCGUGGGGGUCAUCAAGCCUGUGGUGUGGCUGGCCGACCUGACGGGGGACGUGGUGUGCUCCACCGCCAUGCUGCGCUUCAUCAACCUGCUCUUCAACUGUGGAAACCUUUACCUGCUGUACCUGCUUGUCUGCAGGCUGCACCUGAAGGAGAAGGCACGAGGAACUCUCCGCAAGGUCCUGACGGCCCUCUCCCUCUCCACCUUCCCUGUGCUGUACUUCUUCAACUUCCUGUACUACACAGACGCUGGCUCUACUUUCUUCAUUCUUUUCACCUACCUCAUGACGCUGUACAGCUGCCACAAGGCCGCUGCACUGCUCGGCCUCUGUGCCGUCCUCUUCCGUCAGACCAACAUCAUAUGGGUGGGCUUCUGUGCAGCGACCCUGCUGGCCGAGCGCAUGGACGAUGCGUGGAAGGCACAACAUGCCAAGAAGACGGAUGAGAGGUCGUCACCCUGUCAGGUGCCGCUGUCGUUCGGCGGAGCGAGGAGAGUGACGGCGUUCUUGUUUGGGUUCGUGACCUCUGGCAGUCACGUGAAGGCGGUGCUGGUGUCGACGUGGCCGUACCUUUUGGUUGCCCUUGGAUUUCUGACAUUUGUUUGGGUGAAUGGUGGGAUUGUGGUGGGCGACAGGUCCAACCACGAGGUCUGUCUCAACUUCCCACAGCUCUUCUACUUCUUCUCCUUCACCCUCUUCUUCUCACUUCCCGUCUCACUGUGUUACUAUCGUAUCCGCCGAUUCCUGCGCGCAUUGAAGAAGCAGCCCUUCUUCUUCCUGCUGCUUUGCAUCGUCUUCCUCUUGUUGGUGUGGAAGUUUACCUACGUGCACAAAUACCUGCUGGCCGACAACCGUCACUUCCCCUUCUACGUGUGGAAGAGAGUUUUCCAGAAGCACCAGCUCGUACGGCUCUUCCUCGUCCCGUCAUACGUGUUUGCCUGCUGGAACUUUCUGGACUCUUUCAAGUCUCGCUCACUCUUCCUGACCCUGGCGUUCCUGGCAUGUCUUGUGGCCGCCACCGUCCCACAGAAGCUCCUGGAGUUCCGCUACUUCAUCGUUCCAUAUUUGAUGUACCGACUCCACAUGCCGCUGCCGACGCUCUCCAGACUCGUACUGGAGUUUCUGCUCUACAGUGUGAUCAACGGUGCCACCGUCUAUGUCUUCAUCAACAAGACCUUCCACUGGCCCGACGACCCCAGCGUGCAGAGGUUCAUGUGGUGAACUCCCGCCUGAAAAACUUGAUCACGAUGUCAUCGCUUUGAUAAGAGAAUUAUGCUUUUGGAAUUUUGGUGACUCUUUUGGAAACUUUUGUAUUGAAAAUGUAAAUAUUGUGAAUAUGUUUCAUCUUCUCUGCAAAAACAACAUCGAUGACGAUGAAAGAGACCAAAUGAGCUGAAUGUUUUGAUUCUGAAUCUUUCCUGUGCUUUCGACGGCAUCGUAUCUGUCAUGAUCAAGACUGUCUUUGUUUGUUGCUCAACUUUUUGAAAUAAUUUCAGAGAAGCUGGAAAAAAAAAUCAGGAGUUUAAAGAGCAAACGUAUAUAAUUUCAGAAUCGGCUUUGAGGCAGAACUUAGCGGUGAAUGAAUCAACAGCAAUCAGGAAACAUAAAUAUAAAUAUUAAUUUGACCAUCAUCUGGAUAAUAAUGAUCUUAAUAUGUUGCUACUCCGUCUGCACAUAAAGGUUAUGGAUGUUACGGCCAUUUUAAUUUCCUCCGAUUACAAAUUUAUUGGAAUAAUAUUUUUCACAAGUCAACCUGAACCUCAGCGCCGACACAAACUGUAGCAUGACUUUUUCAUCUUCAAUGUUUAGGUGUGUGUCUCCAAGGUGUUCAGCACUAGUUAGUUGAAAGAGGACCAAAAAUGCAUUUUUAACACAAAGAAAAUGAUGCUACUUUAUUUAGCAUCGGUGUCUGUUAGCAUUGACUUUUUUUAACAUAUAGGUUUUAUACAUAUUCUCCAAACGUGGAUGUCUGAAUCCACACAGACGCACUCAGCCCCACCUUUUUCCAGCUCAAUUCAGGUACGAAACAUCAGCGAUGACAUCAGAUGACAUCAUCGACAAGCUUGACAGCUUCACAACAAAUAACCCGCUCACUGACCAUAUCAGUUUCAAUGUGAACAACACCACACCUUUAGAGAAAUCACA
Molecule: messenger RNA, 2495 nt
Organism: Synchiropus splendidus (mandarinfish)
Lineage: Eukaryota; Metazoa; Chordata; Actinopteri; Syngnathiformes; Callionymidae
Gene: alg10
Product: ALG10 alpha-1,2-mannosyltransferase
Exons: 3
Coding region: 147-1571 (474 amino acids)
Biological process (GO): protein N-linked glycosylation; dolichol-linked oligosaccharide biosynthetic process
Cellular component (GO): endoplasmic reticulum
Molecular function (GO): dolichyl pyrophosphate Glc2Man9GlcNAc2 alpha-1,2-glucosyltransferase activity
Source: RefSeq, a predicted model, not a curated record